Arvicanthis niloticus (Nile rat) is the source of this 3577-nucleotide messenger RNA. NCBI's taxonomy places the organism in Eukaryota, Metazoa, Chordata, Mammalia, Rodentia, Muridae. The record is from RefSeq and is a predicted model, not a curated record.
GGCCAUCUUGGCGGUGGAGCGAUGAGCGGGUCGAACCCGAAUGCUGCGACCGCGGGGUCGCAGGCCGGGCCCGGCGGACUGGUGGUGGCUGGCAAGGAGGAGAAGAAGAAGGCGGGCGGCGGCGUCCUGAACCGGCUCAAGGCGCGGCGGCAGGGGCCCCCACACACGUCCGACGACGGCACGGGGGCCGUGGUCACGGAGCAGGAGCUGCUGGCACUGGACACGAUCCGCCCUGAGCACGUCCUACGCCUCAACCGGGUCACCGAGAAUUAUUUGUGUAAACCUGAGGACAACGUCUACAGCAUUGACUUUACCCGCUUCAAAAUCCGAGACCUGGAGACGGGCACAGUGCUCUUUGAGAUCGCCAAGCCUUGCACCUCAGACCAAGACCAGGACGCAGAGGAGGAGAGUGUCGACGUGGAUAUCAGCGUGGGACGUUUCGUUCGGUAUCAGUUCACACCGGCGUUCCUCCGCCUCCGGACCGUCGGUGCCACGGUAGAGUUCACCGUGGGUGACCGGCCGGUGACAGGUUUCCGGAUGAUCGAGCGGCACUACUUCCGGGAGCGGCUGCUGAAGACUUUUGACUUCGAUUUCGGCUUCUGCAUCCCUAGCAGCAGGAACACGUGUGAGCACAUCUACGAGUUCCCCCAGCUCUCGGAGGACGUCAUUCGCCUGAUGAUUGAAAACCCCUACGAGACGCGCUCCGACAGCUUCUACUUUGUUGACAACAAGCUGGUAAUGCACAACAAGGCGGACUAUGCCUAUAACGGAGGCCAGUAACUGCAGCAGUGGUGCACAGGGAGGCGCUCUGCUGCCACCACGAGGCACACAGCCGGAACUGCAGCUGCUGCCGUCAGCACCCACCUUGACCCUGGUCCAGGAAGCUGCAGCUGAGUGGCCAUGUUUUGUGCUCCAAGGAGGUGCCAGCCAGCAGUUUCUCUUCCCAGUGUUUGUUCCCUGCCCCUAGUUCACAGAGGUAUUAUAGAGAAGUAAAAGAUUAGGGUAAGGUUCCCUUCCCAGGGUCCAGAUAAAAGCUUAUAUGUGUGUAGUCUUAGCCGUGCACUGCUUAUCCCGACAAGCCUGCUGGUCCGGGCACAGCUGUGUCAGAAGGCUUGGGCUGGGCCAGCCUGCAGGGUCCCAGUCCUCUGCAGGUUCCUGGGUGUGGUGGGCAGCUGAGAGCGGCUCACUUCUCCCUCAUCCCACGUCGUUGACACGGUCUGUCCUCGCCUGUGCAGUUCGGCAAACUGGAAGAAACUUGAAGAGAGACCCGGGUAGGUCAGAGCCUGGGCUAAGGCGCUGGUCUGGGAGGUGGCACCAGAGUCCAAGACAAGUUUUUGAGGAGCUUUUUACCUGCCUUUGAGAAGCCACAGCCAGGCCUGGAGGAGAGAGGCCAUAGUGUCAGCCUAAUGGUGCCUUCUGUUCUUGCUCUGCUCCCCUGGCCGUGACUUUUUGUCCUGCUGUGGCCCUUGUCAGUUUGGUUCACAGAUCAUGGUGUCUCUCGAGUUCAGUGCAGGCUGCUUGUGCUUUGUGCUCCUUAUUCUCAGACUUCUUUGUGGGGAUCUUUACGAUGUCAGUGUUUAGUGCCCAGGAUGCCGAAAGCUCUCCAAUAGGACUGACCGGCUGGCUCCUGGCUAAUGUGGAAGAGGCGUGGAUGGGGCUUUAUCGAGAGCUGACUGUAUGCAGUGAGCCUGGAAGAGAGGCUCUGGUGGGGGUCUGGCUCCAGAGCAGAGUCUCACGGUUAGGAAUGCUUUCCUGUUUACCUUUCUGCUAAAGUCAUUCCUAGAGCCAAUCUGCCACGUGGUCUGAGGAAUGCAUGUUCUGAUCCUGCCUUCAAACUGCUGCAUGUGUAAGUGUUUGGGAAGGGCAGCAUAGGCUGAGGUUGCCUGUCAGAGGGCUGCCCCUUUCCUGCACUUGUGGGCCUCUCACGUCCUCAGAUCCCCACUGACUGACUCCCACCCCUCUGGCUCCGUAGGCUGUCCCUGUGGGCGGCUCUAGGUCUCUGUGGCUGGGGUCUGUUUGCCAUUGAAUGAAGGGCAGGUGUGCAAAAAUGUCUCUGAGGCACCAUAUCACCUGUAAUGCCACCUGUGAUGAGACCAGGGCCCCAAAGUACUUGAGAGAAAGGUUGUGCUUAGCUCAGUGUCGCUCUGUCGGCUUCUAGAGCAUAGUGGCCUUGGGUUUGGACCCAUGCUCUAAAUCUGGCCAGCACCUAGACUAUUUAUUCUUCAUGCUGCAUGGGAUUUACCCACUGAGCUGGGGGAGCCCAGGUGCCCUCUGGUGGGCACCUCCUGACCAUUCCAGCGGAUCUUAGAAGUGGGGUCCACUCCAAAUCUAGGUGCCUUAAGUGUGCCUCUGCCCCAUGUGCUGCUGGGAGCUGCGGGGCCAUUGUUUUUCCUCCCCUGCAGACAGACAUGAACAGUCUCUGCCUUUUCUCGUGUGGCUCCUCUCAUGAGAGCUCCAUGUUCUUGACAAGCUUCCUAGUCCUUGCUCUCUUAUAGAGUCUGAGGAGGAUUUUGGUACCCAGUAUUUAGGCAAAUAUUACUUAGGAUGUGUUUCCUGGAGCUACGUGGCCAUUGGUCAGUGGAGCACAGUCUGGCCUGCUCCUGUUUCCUUUCUUUUGUGCUGGCUUUUGCUCGGAGAGCCAAGGAGAAGGAGGAGCCGGCAGCUGGCUUGAGAAGGGCUGCAUCCCCUUCCCAUCAGCCUGUUUUCAGUGAGAGCCCACUGAGGCCAGUGCCCAGUCAUCUGGUAGGAUGGAGCAGUCUUCUUUACCUUCUGAAGGGCCAGUGGUCUGUGUCCGGCUACUUAGGGAAGCAUCUUGCUGUUUGGUAGAGAGUUUGAAAUUCCAACUUUUGUGCCUGACUUGAGUAAACUGGAAGUCAUACUUUGUAAAUAACUGAACAAGCAGAAGCCCAGUCAGAAGUCAGACUGUCCAGGAACACCAGUGGCGACAGUGGCUUCCUGUGAUUCAGUGAAAGAGAGAAUCAGUGCUGGAGGUCAGCAUGCCCCAUGCCCAGAUUAGUAAUCUGAGUAGAUGACAGCCCAGGGGACCUGGUCCCUGCGCUGGCCAGAGCCCUUCCUGGCAUGAGGCAGAGUUCUGAUUGAUCUCCGUCCUUGCCCCAUGCCUUGGGACCAAGCUGCCCUUCUAAACCAUAAAUAUAGGAGUAAAGACAGCCAGUAACUGAGCUGACAUCAGCUGUUAUGUCAGAUUAGCUCAACACUGUCUCAGAAGAACCUUCUGAAGCUUCUCCGGGCUCUGGGCAUCUGAUUUCUAGUUCCUAGGGGCAGCACUUUGCCAUAUCUGGGAUGGGCCAUAGACUUAGAUUCUGAAAAUAUCCACAUUCCAAGUCCAGAGCAUCCACAGGGAGUCUGGAGGAGGUGGGCUCACGUUUGUUUCCUAAAGGACCAUGUGUUGAUGUCACUUGAGUUGUGAAAAUCUAUUUUCCCUGUAAAUCUAUUUUUCACAGAAUAUAUGAAACAUCUCUGUCCUUAAAAUCCUCAUUCCAAAACAAAUCAGGUGAUUCUAUUUGUAUAAGAUAUUAUUUUACCACAAGAGACAGUAAUAAAGAUUUUUCACAAUAUG